CUAAACAUUGCUUUUAUAGCAAAGCAGUGCACAUGCGCAGUCGCGUGAACCUGUCGGGGAGUCUGUGCUGGGCAAAAUCGAUAACUCCAAACCAAUCAGUUAUCGCGCGCGGACAACACUCGUACAUGGUACACGCACGCCGAAAACAGAAAGUAUGGCCGAUGAGGUCACUGCCGACGAGUCUCCGGGCCGGGAGACGGUGGCCAAGUGUGACUGUUCGCACCAGCAACAGCAACUGAACGAGUGCCGUGCACAGCUGGCAACACUUGAGCAGAGUAACGAAACGCUCCAGAAACGGCUCGACGGGUAUGUGAAGGACAAUGAGAAUCUGGUCAUCAAGUACGCGUUCGUGGAGAAGAAGGUCCUCGAUCUGAAGGCGCUGGUGGAGGAGAAAGAGUCCAAAAUCCGGCGGCACGAUCAAGAAGUUGGUGGCCUCCAGAAACAGAUUGCUACCCUCAAAGCGGACAAGGCGAAGCUGCAGAAAAACAUCGAAUCGAAGCUCCGGGAUAUUGAGCGCGUCGGCAAAGAACUGGAAGGUAGUCGCCAUUACUCGUCCCAGAUCGAGAUGCGCUACAAGUACAGCAGCUGCCGCUUACGCCGCGAAGCUGAGGAUCGAACGAGACUUGAGGCGGAAGUGCUAAAUUUGCGUCAACAGUUAUUGCAGCAUGUCAUCGCGGAAGAGACGCACCAGGCGAGCGAACAGGUGGCCGAGAUGGAGCGCAAGGUGAUGGAGCUGCAGGCACGGGAAAUUAUGCUGAAGCAUGCGAGCGACGAGCAGACGGCCAGGAUAAUGGCUCUGCAGCGCACCAACCUAGAGCUGCAGGAUGUAUCCGAACGGCAGGACAAAAAGUACAAUCUUUCCCUGCAGGCGCUGAAGGAAACUGAGGCAGAGCGAGAACACCUGCGGCAGCAGAUGGAGCAGGUGCAGAAGAAAAUGAAUCACCAGGAAUCUGUGAUAGAGGAACUACAAUCUAAAGUCGAUGCCGCGAACGAACUUGCGCAGGAAUCCAAACGGAUAGAGCUCAUCGUGAGCGAGCAGCGUGCGGAGCUCGAGCAGCUAACCACCACCCUGGACGAACAUCGGAAGGAUGUUGAGGAGCUGAAGGCACGCGAGCUGGAGCUGUUGGCACUGAACAAAGACCUGAGCGAGGUGAACUGCCUGCUGCAGCAGGAAAUCGCAACGCAAGAAUCGAAAACCAUCGCCAUUACGCUCGAGUACGGCAAGUUUGUGACCAUGUGCCAGGAGUAUGACGCCCAGAUUAUCAGUCUCGCGAACUCGCUCGCCCUCGAACGUCAGCACCGAACCGAGGAGCGGUUGCUGAUGGCGAAACACAUUGCCGAUCGCACCCGUAAGCUGGAGCAGGCCGAACGGUGUCUCCAGCAAACGCUCAACGAGCUGGAAGCGAAUCGGAAGAAAUAUUUCGCCCUCGUCAAGGACUUUAAGCGCGAGAUGAAAAAUGUUCACCAGAGUGCGGAGUCUGGCACGGUACAGCAGUAGCAAGCAGCAGCAGUUAUCAAGCUGAACCAUCCCCGGUGAAACCUAUCUCGCUUGUGCUCUUGGUGAAAUCUUAUUUAUUUUGCGAUAAACGUGCGAGAUGCAACGUACCCGUACCCGUAGUUGAGAAUGAUUUAAAGACAUCAUCACUGAGCACUGACCCAAACUGAAACCCGAUCGGACGGGUUUCUGAAACGAAAUAAUCUUGUUAUAAUUUGGAAGACUUUAAAAGCUGUAUCUUACAUAAUUAACAAUAU
This is a messenger RNA of Anopheles stephensi (Asian malaria mosquito), 1752 nucleotides long. It is a transcript of the gene Golgin104, whose product is annotated as myosin-7. Gene Ontology annotation, biological process: vesicle cytoskeletal trafficking. The record is from RefSeq and is a predicted model, not a curated record. The transcript is spliced from 7 exons. Bases 155 to 1498 code for a protein of 447 amino acids. Lineage: Eukaryota; Metazoa; Arthropoda; Insecta; Diptera; Culicidae. Gene Ontology annotation, molecular function: small GTPase binding. Gene Ontology annotation, cellular component: trans-Golgi network.